Messenger RNA from Vanderwaltozyma polyspora DSM 70294, 423 nucleotides. RefSeq names its product Arf family GTPase ARL1 (gene ARL1). The transcript has a single exon. The record is from RefSeq and is a predicted model, not a curated record. NCBI's taxonomy places the organism in Eukaryota, Fungi, Ascomycota, Saccharomycetes, Saccharomycetales, Saccharomycetaceae. Gene Ontology annotation, biological process: vesicle-mediated transport; intracellular protein transport. The annotation marks the transcript as partial. Gene Ontology annotation, cellular component: Golgi apparatus; cytoplasm. Gene Ontology annotation, molecular function: GTPase activity; GTP binding.
GUCACAACAAAACCUACUAUUGGUUUUAAUGUAGAAACUUUAACUUAUAGAAAUUUGAAAUUGAAUGUGUGGGAUUUGGGUGGCCAGACUUCUAUCAGACCUUAUUGGCGUUGUUAUUACGCUGAUACUGCUGCUGUUAUAUUCGUAGUGGAUUCAACAGAUAAGGACCGUAUGUCCACUGCUGCAAAAGAACUGCAUUUGAUGUUACAGGAGGAAGAACUACAAGAUGCUGCGUUGUUAGUGUUUGCAAAUAAGCAAGAUCAACCGGGUGCCUUGAGUGCAAGCGAAGUUUCAAAAGAAUUGAACCUGGUGGAAUUAAAAGAUAGAAGUUGGUCAAUUGUAGCCUCAAGUGCAAUCAAAGGUGAAGGUAUCACCGAAGGGUUGGAUUGGCUGAUCGAUGUUAUAAGAGAAGAACAAUUAUAG